AUGGUCAGCACAAGAUCCCAAGAGUCUGACACAGAGUCAAUAGUAGCCACCACUAAGCCCUUGAAGGAGUAUUCACAACCCACAAUUUUAGAAGAGCCUUCUUGUAUCACAUUUCCUGAAAUUGAUGAUGUUUCGUUUGAGCUGAAAUCCGGCACCAUUGGUCUUCUUCCUUCGUUCUAUGGUAAAUCAAAUGAAGAUCCCAACAUUCAUAUUAAGGAUUUUUACAUAGCUUGUGGUGCGGUUCAUAUCAAGGGAGUUUCACAAGAAAUUGUGCGCCUGAGAUUGUUCCCCUUCACUCUCAAAGACAAGGCCAAGUCAUGGUUCACCUCUCUUCCUGCUAGAUCCAUCACGUCAUGGGAAGAACUUGCUAAAAAAUUCAUGAAGGAAAUCACGAACUUUGAACAAAAGCCUCAAGAAUCUUUUCAUGAGUGCUGGGAGAGAUUUUGUGAUCUACUACAACAAUGUCCUCAUCAUGGAGUGGAAACUUGGAUGAAAAUGCAGAUCUUUUACCAAGGACUAAUCUCAACUAGUAGAAAAAAUGUCGAUGCUGCGUGUGGAGGAGCUUUGAGUGAGAAAGAUCCUGAGGAGUGUUUCAAAACUUUUGAGAGAGUUGCUGCCAACAAUAUGAAAUGA
Molecule: messenger RNA, 633 nt
Organism: Prunus armeniaca (apricot)
Lineage: Eukaryota; Viridiplantae; Streptophyta; Magnoliopsida; Rosales; Rosaceae
Source: the annotation of a GenBank genome assembly